AUGGCUCCAAUUGCAAUUGAUCCUCAAAUCAGAGAUGUCGCCCAGCCCAAGAAAGACACAUUAGCUCUCCCGGCAACCACACGUGAGCGGCUUGAUAGGGCCGGAAUAGACCUCUCCAAUGGGUAUCCAUAUCGCCCAGCUCGACCAUUGUACUUGGACGAUGCAUUUGCCAUUCGCAACGAACCCUGGCAACACGACGAUGCAGGUGCCAGAGCCGCCAAAACCGAUAAGAAUAAGACGGCUCUCCUCUCAGCGGCAUCGAAAGUGACCAAUCUCACGUCGCAUAUUGGAACUGAGAUCGAGGGCCUCCAGUUGAAAGAUUUGACUUCCCAGCAACGAGAUGAGCUGGCUUUGCUCAUCGCCGAACGAUCUGUAGUCUUCUUCCGCGACCAAGAUCUAUCACCGCAGCAGCAGAAAGAGCUUGGCGAGCAUUACGGCAAGAUUGAGGUUCACCCACAGGUCCCACAAGUGCCCGGUGUUCCCGGUGUGACGGUUAUUUGGCCUGCUUUGCAAGCCACCGAGAGAGCAGCGAACUUCCGCAACCCAGGAGGAGCCAGUCGAUGGCACACGGACCUCGUCCACGAACGACAGCCUGCAGGCAUCACUCACCUCCACAACGACACCGUCCCCAAGAUCGGUGGAGACACUCUCUGGGCAUCAGGAUACUCUGCGUAUGAGAAACUGUCUCCAGAGUUCCGCAAGAUCAUCGAUGGUCGAAAGGCAGUGUAUCAGAGCGCCCACACAUACCUCGAUCGUAAAGAUCCUGAAGCCGGUCCAAAGCAUAUUGAGCGUGUUCAUCCCCUUGUCAGAGUGCAUCCAGCCACUGGAUGGAAGGCUUUGUGGGUAAAUCGAGCAUUCACGAAGCGAAUCGUUGGCCUUGACAAGGCUGAGAGUGAUCUGAUCCUCGGAUAUCUUUUCGAUGUGUUUGAGAAGAAUGUCGACAUCCAAGUCCGAUUUCGUUGGACUCCAAGGACCUCCGCCCUCUGGGACAACCGUAUUACAAUUCACAAUGCCAGCUGGGAUUAUGAAGGUAGCGAGCCACGUCACGGAACUCGUGUUACAGCUUUGGCGGAAGAGCCAUACUAUGACCCAAAUGCACCGUCUCGCAGGCAGGCAUUGGGUCUUGAAGACCUUGAAUGA
Messenger RNA from Zasmidium cellare ATCC 36951, 1140 nucleotides. RefSeq lists its product as uncharacterized. The record is from RefSeq and is a predicted model, not a curated record. Gene Ontology annotation, cellular component: cytoplasm. Gene Ontology annotation, molecular function: 2-oxoglutarate-dependent dioxygenase activity. The transcript has 4 exons. NCBI's taxonomy places the organism in Eukaryota, Fungi, Ascomycota, Dothideomycetes, Mycosphaerellales, Mycosphaerellaceae. The coding region runs from base 1 to 1140 and encodes 379 amino acids.